Engraulis encrasicolus (European anchovy) is the source of this 3269-nucleotide messenger RNA. Its product is annotated as adenylate cyclase type 3-like. Lineage: Eukaryota; Metazoa; Chordata; Actinopteri; Clupeiformes; Engraulidae. Gene Ontology annotation, molecular function: adenylate cyclase activity. The record is from RefSeq and is a predicted model, not a curated record. The transcript has 22 exons. The coding region runs from base 1 to 3180 and encodes 1059 amino acids. Gene Ontology annotation, cellular component: plasma membrane. Gene Ontology annotation, biological process: cAMP biosynthetic process; adenylate cyclase-activating G protein-coupled receptor signaling pathway; intracellular signal transduction.
AUGUCACAGAACAACAGAGUCUCCACAGAGAUGCAGCAGCCCAGAGCGUCCUCGUCGUCCUCACGUAGGCCGACUACCACCACAGACACAAGUCGUGAGAUGGUGACAUUGACGACGGGGCACACGACCGACUGCUCCCGUUGUCUUCCUCGGUUCAUGAGGCCCACGUUCUCCCCGGCCUCGCUGGAAAAGCUCUACCAGACCUACUUCCAGAGGCAGCGCCAAGAAACCCUGUUGGUCCUACUGGUGUUCGCUGUGCUCUUCAACGCAUACGUCAUCAUCAUGUGUGCUGUGCAGUACUCAGUGGAUAAGAAGGGCACCAUCGCGGCGGCGGCCGUGGGCCUGUCGGUGGACAUGGCGUUCUACGUCCUGUGCCGCCUGCGUCCGGUCCGGCGCCCGGCGGGCCUGCGCACGUUCGUGCCCUGUGUGGCCUGGCUCCUCAUCACCAUGCACGUGCUGAUCUACCUGGGCCUGAACUUCGCGGGCGUCACGCAGGCGGGCGACGCGGUGGGCUGGCAGACCUUCUUCGCCUUCGUCUUCUUCCUCACGCUGCCGCUGCGCGUCUCGGCCAUCCUGCUGCUCACGCUCACCUCCUGCGCCGUGCACACCGCCAUCCUGGCCGUCACCCUCGGCCUGUACCACGCCACCAACACGCAGCAUGCCACCAUCAUAGUCAGACAGCUGUUUGCAGACUGGAUGCUGUAUGGGGGAGCAGUGUGUGUUGGGGUGGUGUCCUACUUUAUGGCGGAUCGGCGGUACAGGAGAGCCUUCAUGGAGGCACGGCAGUCUCUGGAAGUCAGCCUCACACUAGAGGACCAGAGCCAACAACAGGAGGAGCUGUUGUUGUCUAUUCUGCCGAAACACAUCGCAGAUGAGAUGUUGCAGGGGAUGAGAGAUGACAACCAACAGAAAGACAUGCAGUUCAACACCAUGUACAUGUACAGACACGAGAACGUCAGUAUUCUGUUUGCAGAUAUCGUGGGCUUUACCCAGCUGUCAUCGGCGUGCAGUGCACAGGAACUGGUCAAACUCCUCAAUGAACUGUUUGCACGCUUUGACAAGCUAGCGCAACAACACCAUCAGCUGAGAAUAAAGAUCCUGGGCGACUGUUACUACUGUAUCUGCGGCCUACCUGAUUACCGUGACGACCACGCAGCCUGCUCCAUACGCAUGGGCCUCGCCAUGGUCAAGGCCAUCUCGUACGUGCGUGAGAAGACAGGCACUGACGUGGACAUGCGCGUGGGGGUGCACACGGGGACAGUGCUAGGAGGGGUGCUGGGACAGAAGAGGUGGCAGUUUGACGUCUGGUCGACUGACGUCACCGUGGCCAACAAGAUGGAGUCCGGAGGAAUACCGGGUCGUGUCCACAUCUCCCAGAGUACCUUCUCGUGCCUGCAUGGGGAGUUUGAGGUGGAGGAGGGGAACGGGGGCGAUCGCUGUGAGUACCUGCUGGAGAAGGGCAUCGAUACCUUCCUGGUCAUCACACCCCCCCAGGAAGACACACCCACACCGCAGCAUAACGGCAUGGCAAAUGGCACUGCUCCCCAGCUGAUCAACACCAAGGAGAGUAGUGGGAGUGUGUCAUCAGUGCGCUCCGCACACACACAGAACGGCAGCGUGACGGCCCUCCAGUCCACACCUACACACACCGAUGACCAGAUGGCCGCCAUGAUGGAGAAAGGCAUUCAGAAGAACGAACAGGAGCUGAACCGCCUCUUACACAAGUCUCUACUGGAGAGAGAGACAGAGGAAAUAGCAAAGGAGAAGCGUGUGAACGGCGUGUCGCUGCGCUUCCAUGACCCCGAGCUGGAGACGCGCUACUCCACGGAGGAGGAGACUCAGACGGGCAUGGCCUUCACAUGCAGCUGUGUGGUGCUCGUAGCCUGCUCCGCCAUGCAGAUACUCAUAGACCCACUGCUGGUGGUGAACUAUGUGACCCUUGCCAUUGGUGAAAGCCUCCUACUCAUCCUCACCAUCUGCUCAUUGGCCGCCAUCUUUCCUCGACUGUUCCCAGAGAAGCUGGUGUCCUUCUCCCUGUGGAUCGACCGGACUCGCUGGGCUCGCAACAUCUGGGCGGCCGCCGCCAUCUUUGUCCUCACCAUGGCUGAGGUCGCCGACAUGGUCAGUCACCUGAUUAAGCUGGCCCUCAUGCUGCUGGUUGUAGUAGCAACCGGAGCCGUCAACAUCUACAGCUGGAGGCACACCUACGACAUCUAUGACCUCAUCCGUUACAUUAACUACAGAAGUCCUGUGGUGCCCUCCAAGUACUUGAUGACUGUGAUGAUCAUCAUCAUGAUGCUUAGUCUCUACUACUUCACCAGACAUGUUGAGCGGCAGGCGCGGCAGCUGUUCGUGUGGCGCGUGGCGGUGCGCGGCCAGAAGGAGCAGGUGGAGGACAUGAGGCGCUACAACGAGGCGCUCGUCAUCAACAUGCUGCCCGAACACGUAGCCAAACACUUCCUGGGGUCCAAGAAGAGAGAUGAGGAGCUGUACAGCCAGGCGUAUGACGAGGUCGGGGUGAUGUUUGCCUCCAUUCCCAACUUUGCCGACUUCUACACAGAGGAGGGCAUCAACAACGGAGGCAUCGAGUGCCUGCGCAUCCUGAAUGAGAUCAUUUCGGACUUUGACAAUCUGUUGAACAGGCCAGAGUUCUUCAGCAUCACUAAGAUCAAGACCAUUGGCAGUACCUACAUGGCCGCAUCGGGAGUUAGUCCAGAGAGCAACACCAACUGCUACACCAAGUGCAAGAAAGAGGACCUUCCUCUUACGGAACGUUGGCAGCACCUGUCAGAUCUGGCCGACUUUGCUCUGGCUAUGAAGGUCACUCUCACCAACCUCAACAACCAGUCGUUCAACAGCUUCAUGCUCCGCAUUGGCUUAAAUAAAGGAGCAGUGUUAGCAGGUGUUAUUGGAGCGCGAAAGCCACACUACGAUAUCUGGGGGAACACAGUCAACGUAGCCAGCAGAAUGGAAUCCACUGGCGUCAUGGGCAAUAUUCAGGUGGUAGAAGACUGCUACAACAUCCUGAAGGAGUAUGGCUUCCGUUUUGUGCGGCGAGGGCCCAUCUUUGUCAAGGGCAAAGGAGAGCUGCUCACUUUCUUCAUGAAGGGCAAAGACGCUGUGCCAUCCAACGGAAUUGCAAUUACAACAUUGCCACAUCAAGUCCUACAGCAGUCUUGACAUACACACACGUGCAUGUGUGCACAAAUGCACGCAUAUGCGUGCGCGCACACACACACACACACACACACACACACACACACACACAC